AAUUUGUAAACGUAUUGAAAAUUGAAUCAGAAGAAGAAGAAGAAGAAGAAGAAGAAGGAGAAAUAAAUAAACACAAUGAUCUGAAAGUACAAGGAACAAGGAUAUUUGUCAAUUUAAAGUUAAAGAUAUAAAGUUAGAGAUAAAAAUUAGUUAUUAAAUAAUACGAAAUAAUAUCGAAUAAAAAAUAAUAGUUAAUUUUGGAUAUCAUCAUGAAAGUAAGAACAGCCGUAGUUACUUUAAUUUUUACUAUUAUAAUUGUAAUUGUAUUGUGCAAAAGACAAGGAGGAAACAAGCAAGAUCAACCAUUGAAUCAACAAAUGGAUCGUUUGAAGGAUACUUCCUUUAUGAAGAAACAACUUGAUUGUAUUUUAGAUCGAGCACCGUGCGAUAAAUUAGGAUUGAACAUGAAAACUAUGAUUCCAAAAAUGGUAGUUAACAACUGUCGAGAUUGUAACCCGUCAUUAAGACAAAAUUAUGGAAAAUUACGAAAUUUUAUGUUACAGUAUUAUCCAGUCGAAUGGAAUGCUAUAAUUAAACGUUAUUCAAAACUUCCACAUGCUUCCGCUUGAAAUUAGAAUAAUUCGAUCAUUGUAUCUGUAAGAUUGUUGUUUUUUUUUUGGUUUUUUUUUUUACUAUUUUAUAUACA
Messenger RNA from Polistes dominula (European paper wasp), 646 nucleotides. RefSeq names its product chemosensory protein 5. NCBI's taxonomy places the organism in Eukaryota, Metazoa, Arthropoda, Insecta, Hymenoptera, Vespidae. The record is from RefSeq and is a predicted model, not a curated record.